UAAAUUCCAAAUAUGAAGAUCAUCUUGAAGAGAAAGAGAAUCUUGGCGACUGAACUUGGAGAACACCAGCAAAAUAAGGCUUAUGACAACAGCGGAGCAACAUGGUGGAGACGAGAAUUACUCGGACAAGGAGGAUAUGCCUCUGUUUACUUGGCCAUAUCCAAGAAACCUAAAUCAAGAAACCAAAUGCGUCCUGUAACUAUGGCCGUCAAAUCUGCCGUGAUAUCCAAGUCAAGUUCACUGCUCAAAGAAAAGCAGAUUUUCGACCAUCUUCACGGGUCGUCUCCUUAUGUCAUUCGAUGCUACGGUGAAGAAACUACUUCCAACAGCAAAGGUGAAACUUUUCGCAAUCUUUUAUUGGAGUACGCCUCUGGUGGAACACUCUCUAGUCAUAUUGAGCGAUCGUAUUCGUAUGGAAGUGGAUUGCCCGAAUCGGAUGUUAAAAGAUUUACAAAGUGUCUUCUUGAAGGUAUUUAUGACAUUCACAGGCAUGGCUAUGUGCAUUGCGAUUUAAAACCUGAGAAUGUGCUUCUUGUCUCUACUGAUGAGAGUGGUGUGUUUGUGCCCAAGAUUGCGGAUUUCGGGUUGGCCAAGAAAGUGUGUGAUCCUGAUUUCAUGGGUGGGACUUUAAUGUAUAUGGCUCCUGAGACAACCACUGAUGAUAUUCAAGACUGUGGCUCUGAUAUAUGGGCUCUGGGAUGCAUUGUUUAUGAGAUGCUGACAGGGUCUCCUCUUUGGUACGGUUAUGAUUCGACGACGAAUGAACUCAUGACAUCGAUUGCCGAUAGAUACGAACUUCCUGAAAUGCCGUGCGACAUAUCGAGAGAUGCGAGAGCCUUCUUGGAAAGAUGUUUGGCGAAGAAUAAAAGGUUUAGGUGGAGUGCUGAGAUGCUACUGAAUCAUUCUUUCAUGACAGGAUUCCGUGAGAUACAAGGCAGUGAAAAUUUGGACUAUGGUUUCUCUUCCAUACGGCAAUGUGUUGUUGCUCAUAUCUGUUAGACAAAGAACUGAUCCCAUAAUGUAGGUUUAAAUUACUUAAAUUAGAAUUUAGAAACAAUUGUUCAGUUUUG
Messenger RNA from Mercurialis annua (annual mercury), 1070 nucleotides. Its product is annotated as mitogen-activated protein kinase kinase kinase 20-like. The transcript has a single exon. Gene Ontology annotation, molecular function: protein kinase activity; ATP binding. Gene Ontology annotation, biological process: protein phosphorylation. The record is from RefSeq and is a predicted model, not a curated record. The coding region runs from base 13 to 999 and encodes 328 amino acids. NCBI's taxonomy places the organism in Eukaryota, Viridiplantae, Streptophyta, Magnoliopsida, Malpighiales, Euphorbiaceae.